Metopolophium dirhodum (rose-grain aphid) is the source of this 1015-nucleotide messenger RNA. RefSeq lists its product as uncharacterized. The transcript is spliced from 2 exons. The record is from RefSeq and is a predicted model, not a curated record. Gene Ontology annotation, biological process: regulation of transcription by RNA polymerase II. NCBI's taxonomy places the organism in Eukaryota, Metazoa, Arthropoda, Insecta, Hemiptera, Aphididae. Bases 62 to 1015 code for a protein of 317 amino acids. Gene Ontology annotation, cellular component: transcription regulator complex; nucleus.
GUCGGUAUUCACUCCGUUUUUCUUUCAAUUUUCAAAUUAAAAUCAAACUUAAAACCUAAAAAUGAAUAUCGAUAUUGAUAUCGAUAUUGAAAUGCUGAUUUCCCUGGUUGAAAAUAGACCUGUGCUUUGGGAUAAAACUUCAGAAAGUUACAAAAUUAAACAGCUUCAUUUUACGGCAUGGAUGGACAUCUGCAAAAUGAUACAUCCAAGUUUUGAUACAUUAUCUGAUAAAGAAAAAAACGAAUUUGGAAAAAAUGUUAUAAAAAAAUGGAAUAAUGCAAGAGAUAAUUGGAUGAGAUGUGAUAAAAAAAUUAAAGAGUACAAGUCAGGUUCAGCAGCAAAACCUGUUCAAAAAUACAAAUUUUAUGAGCAAAUGCAGUUUUUAAAUAAAAUUGUACGUCAUAGACCGACAGAAACAAAUAUGCCUCUUGCUGAAGACGUUGAAGAAAAUCAAAUUGUAUCUGAAAGUCCAGUUCAAAAAAAGAAAAUGAAGAAACAAGUAACAGAAAAAGAUCAGUUGGAAAAAAGAACAACGAGAUUAGUCGAAUCUGUAGAAAAAGAUGAUCAAAGUAGAAUUAUGUCUUUUUUUAGCGGAAUUGCCCCGACCAUUGAAAAAUUUAAUGAUGCUGAUAUAGUUGAGUUUCAGUAUGAGGUCAUAAAAGCCAUGAGAAACAUAACUCAAAGAACUCAGACGCCAUAUUUACAGCAUGAUGUACCAAGAAAUUAUUAUCAAAAUCUAAGUCAACCCGCGCAAUUUCAUUUAUCACACCCAUCUCAUGUUGCACCGAACAUUAAUGAAGAUCCACGUGGCAUAUAUCGUAAUUAUAAUGCAAAUGAAUCAAACAAAGUCCAUCAAUAUAUGACAACAAAUGGUAAAAGGAGCUUUUCUUCGACUGCUGAACCUUCGCCAGAAUCAAUCGACAGUCUAGACACAGCCGAAAGUCAAUCAGCCGUUUCCGAUUACGAUUUCGAUUUUUCAAAAUCACCAGUUUUUUACGAAUCAUUAAUUAAUUAA